Dermatophagoides farinae (American house dust mite) is the source of this 1768-nucleotide messenger RNA. The record is from RefSeq and is a predicted model, not a curated record. Lineage: Eukaryota; Metazoa; Arthropoda; Arachnida; Sarcoptiformes; Pyroglyphidae.
AUUCUUAUUUUUCGUGUUCAUCUGGUCAUCAUUAGUAUUAUCAUUAUCAUCAUCAUCAUCAUCAUUAUUAUUGUUUCUGCCAAUUCAAUUGUUGGUGUUCAUGUGGAACAUUUUCCAAACACGGCAACAGCCAAUUCUAAAUUAAGCAAUAGUAAUCCUUUGGGUAAUCAUAAUAUUAAUAUUGGAAAAGCUGUUUUUGAUCAACGUUCCAAUGAAAUUCCAUCGUCGUCGGCGGCGGGUACACCAGCUGUCAGUAUUAAACCAGAUUUAUUUGGUCUAAUAACCGAAGUAAAUGUGGAAUGUAAUUCAAAUGCCAUACAUAUUGCAUUGAUUGCACCACAUUUAUUCAAUGGUAUGAUAUAUCCAAAAGGAUUAUCAAAAAAUUCAUCAUGUAUGCAUGAAUAUUAUGAUGUUAAUGAAUUCAAUUAUACUCUGCCAUUACGUGCCUGUAAUACAAUGUCAAUGGAUGUCGAUGAUGGAAUUGAAUAUUUUAACACGGUUAUUGUACAACCACAUAGACGUUUGGUUACUAAUCAAGGUCGUGGUUAUCAUAUUCGAUGCCGUUAUCAAACGAAAGAUAAACGAAUAACAAAUGGAUAUAAUUUGACGCUAUCACAAGAAGGUAAAACAGAAACAACACCAUUAUAUGGAACGGCACCAGUACCAACAUCAUCAAUGAAAAUCUAUCAUCAAGGAACACAGAAAGAAAUCAUUGCUGAUAAUGUUAAAAUUGGUGAUCGUUUAACAUUGACCAUUGCAAUUGAACAGCAAGAUAUUUAUGGUAUGAAAAUCACUAAUUGUUUAGUACGUGAUGGAUUGAAUUGGGGUGAACAACCAUUAAUCAAUGAUGAAGGAUGUCCAGUUGAUAAAGAAAUAAUGGGUCCAUUUGAUUAUUCACUUAAUCUAACACGUGCAAGCGUAUCAUUUCAUGCACAUAAAUUUCCAUAUACAAGUUCAGUUUAUUAUCAAUGUAAUGUCCGUCUUUGUUUAAAGGAUGAAAUUGAUGGCUGUACUGAUGUGCCACCAAGUUGUGAUCAAAAUGGUCGUAAUUAUCGUCACUUACCCGGACAUCAAAGACGACAACGUCGAGAUACAUAUGAUGCUGUUGUAAUACCGGAUAUGAAUCAUCAACAAUAUCAUCGUGCAAUGGCACAACGUAUGAGAAAUACAAAAAUGGAUAAAGAUCUAAGUAUGGAAGUAUAUUCUGGACUUUAUGUGGAUGAAAAUGAAAACAAUACACCUGAAUUGGAUGAUGAAGAAAGUGAAACAUCAAUGAAUGGUGAUAAUGAUCAGGAUAGACGACAUGGACGAAAUCAUCAUAAUCGUCAUCAUGAUCCAAAUGAAUUCUGUAUUUCGAUGCGUAAAUUUGCCAUUGGUGUUGCUAUUGCUAGCCUAUUGCUUAUGUUAGCUGUAUUAUUAUUGGUCAUCUGUAUAUUACAACGUCGACGUCGUCGUCAUCAUCAACAACAUCAACGUUUUUAUUCACAAUCGGCCGCCGGUUCAACAAUUGGUUCAGGUUCAGUAUAUUCCGGUCCAUAUACUAAUCGUGGGUAUAUUCGUGAUUGAAAAUAUAUAAUAUAAUUAAUUUAAGAUAAGAUAUAUUUGCCCACCUAACAUAUAAAAACACAAACACAAACCACAAAACACGCACAAACAAUACAUUGCCAAUACCCUUCAAUGAAGGCAGCUAACUUAUUAUUAUCAUAGUAGAUUUUUAUAAAAUAUUCACACAAAUUAUAUCAAUCAAUCAAUAAUUUCUCAUUGUGGC